ACAACCACCAUGAAAAGGAUAGCCAUAGCUACCAUUCUCAUUUUUCUAGAAACUUGCUAUGCUUUGCCUAUCCACCAUUGUCAUGUUUCCUCUUGCGGCAACAUUGCCAACAUAAGUUACCCCUUUCGACUCAAAAGUGAUCCACUUGGCUGCGGCGACAAGAGAUACGAAUUGGAUUGUGAGAACAACGCCACAGUUCUGACUCUAUUUUCCGGAAAAUACAAUGUGCAACAAAUCGAUUACAAAAGGUACAAAAUCCGAGUGAGUGAUGCGGGUGUUGUGGAGGACGCUACUUGUUCCUUCAUGCCUCAAUAUUUCUUAUAUUCUGCAAAUUUCACUCAAUUUAUCAUUGGUCCGGGGCCCGAUCCGCUGAAGUUGGACCAAAAUCUUGUUUCAAUCGCAUACUUCAAUUGCACGAAUCGAAUCACAGAUGAUUCUAGAUAUGUUGAAGUGGACACCACUGGCUGUGGCUUUGGAGGACACAUGUACGCUGUGGUGAAAGAUUCGUCAAAUGGUUUUGGUGUGAAGGACAUCAAGGUUGGGUGCGAAAUGAAGGUGGCUACUCUGGCAAAUUGGGGAACGAUGCAACACCACAAGACCCACAGAAACGUUUCCCUUGUUGAUAUCCGCAAUGUGCUAUCUCGUGGUUUUGGGCUCUCUUGGUUAAAUGUUAUCUGUGAAGAUCUCUGUGGUGAAGGGAAGGAUUGUCGAGUUGUGAACGAGUCCACCGGUGAAGUCCAAUGCGAUGCCCUCCUCCAAGACUGUCGCUAUUUCUACACCGCAGACCAAGUCACAUACGACUGCGGGUUAUUGCUCGACAUGAACACACUCACAAGGGGCAUAUCUAAUGAGAUGACUUUCUUAACAUGA
Abrus precatorius (Indian licorice) is the source of this 870-nucleotide messenger RNA. RefSeq lists its product as uncharacterized. Gene Ontology annotation, molecular function: polysaccharide binding. The coding region runs from base 10 to 870 and encodes 286 amino acids. The record is from RefSeq and is a predicted model, not a curated record. Lineage: Eukaryota; Viridiplantae; Streptophyta; Magnoliopsida; Fabales; Fabaceae. The transcript is spliced from 2 exons.